This is a messenger RNA of Catharus ustulatus (Swainson's thrush), 1168 nucleotides long. It is a transcript of the gene APLNR, whose product is annotated as apelin receptor. Lineage: Eukaryota; Metazoa; Chordata; Aves; Passeriformes; Turdidae. Gene Ontology annotation, cellular component: membrane. Gene Ontology annotation, molecular function: G protein-coupled receptor activity. The transcript has a single exon. The record is from RefSeq and is a predicted model, not a curated record. Bases 53 to 1168 code for a protein of 371 amino acids. Gene Ontology annotation, biological process: G protein-coupled receptor signaling pathway; immune response.
GAGGAGCGGGUGAGCCCGGGAUGAGCUGAGCAGAGCGGAGCCCAGGGCCGGGAUGGAGGAGGCGACGGACGCCUACACCUACGGCUUCGACAACGAUACGGACUGCGAGUAUGCGGAGUGGGGCCCCUCGCUGGCCCUGCUUCCUACCAUCUACCUGCUGGUCUUCCUGCUGGGCACCACCGGCAACGGGCUGGUCCUCUGGACCGUCUUCAAGGGCGGCCGCGACCGCCGGCGCUCGGCCGACACCUUCAUCGCCAACCUGGCCGUGGCCGAUCUCACCUUCGUGGUCACCCUGCCCCUCUGGGCCGCCUACGCCUGGCUGGGCUACCACUGGCCCUUCGGCACGGCCGCCUGCAAGGUCAGCAGCUACCUGGUGUUCGUCAAUAUGUACGCCAGUGUCUUCUGCCUGACCGGCCUCAGCUUCGACCGCUACCUGGCCAUCGUCCGGCCGCUGGCCACCGCCAAGCUGCGCUCGCGGGUCAGCGGGCUGCUGGCCACCGUGGCCCUGUGGCUGCUGGCAGCGCUGCUGGCACUGCCAGCCCUGGUGCUGCGGCGGGCGGCCGCCCUCGGCGAGGACACCAAGAUAUCCUGCUACAUGGACUACGGGGAGCUGGCGGCGCAGGGGACGGAGAGCGCCUGGGAGGUGGGGCUGGGGCUCUCCUCCACCGCGCUGGGCUUCGUGGCCCCGUUCGCCGUGAUGCUGACCUGCUACUUCUUCAUCGCCCGCACCGUGGCCACUCACUUCCGCCGGGAGCGGGCAGAGGGGCCCCGCAAGCGCAAGCGCCUCCUCACCAUCAUCACGGUGCUGGUGGCCGCCUUCGGGGGCUGCUGGCUGCCCUUCCACCUGGUCAAGACCCUCUACGUGCUGAUGGACCUGGAGGUGCUGCCCUGGUCCUGCACCCUCCACACCUUCCUCAACAACCUCCAUCCCUACUGCACCGGCAUCGCCUUCAUCAACAGCUGCCUCAACCCUUUCCUCUACGCCUUCUUCGACCCCCGUUUCCGCCACGCCUGUGCCGCCCUUCUCUGCUGCCGGACCCCCGGCCCCGGCCCCGAGCGCUCCGCCAGCUACUCCUCGGGGCACAGCCACCCCCCCGGUGGCAAGGGGGGCCCCGGCCCGGGGGGCAAGCUGGACCCCGCCACACAGGAGACGCUCUUCCGCGCCUGA